Messenger RNA from Lactuca sativa (garden lettuce), 2107 nucleotides. It is a transcript of the gene MAP70-5, whose product is annotated as microtubule-associated proteins 70-5. Gene Ontology annotation, biological process: cytoskeleton organization. Lineage: Eukaryota; Viridiplantae; Streptophyta; Magnoliopsida; Asterales; Asteraceae. Gene Ontology annotation, molecular function: microtubule binding. The record is from RefSeq and is a predicted model, not a curated record.
AUUGUGAUAUCACGAAAACGAAACAAAUGGGUAUGAAGAAUGGCAACGGUUACUGUCAAGGCUGAGAGGAAUGAGGCUGAGUUGCCGGCGUGGCCGGCUUUCAUGGUUUGUUCCUUUCAUGGCGUUUGCUUCAAACGAAGGGAAAAAUCUCUCAUCUCUGUUCCUUUCAAGAAUGGACUCCUUUUUUUCUUCAAAACCCCAUGUCCAAAACUCUCGACAUUAUAAAUCCCUCUUUCCUUUCGAGUUUUUUUAAAGAAAAGCAAAAAUGGUGGGAUUCGAUGAAUUUUGUCAAGAAGGUCUUCUUCUUGCUCAACCUGACCCUGUUGUCUUGGAGCUCAACAAACUGCAGAACAUGCUCAAAGAUAAGGAUCGCGAGUUGGGUUUUGCUCAAAGUGAAAUCAAAGCACUGAAAGCUGCUGAUGUCAUGAAGGAGAAAUCCCUUGAAGAGAUGGGAAAUAUUAUUGAAAAACUCGACAAUAAGAUCAGAAACACAGAAAACCUUCUUGAGCAAAAGAAUUUGGAUAUCAAGAAACUCGAAACAGAAAAGAAAGAAGCAUUUGCUGCUCAAUUUGCAGCAGAGGCAACUCUUAGAAGGGUUCAUGCAAAUCAAAAGGAUGACGAUUCUGUGCCAAUUGAAUCCAUUAUCGCUCCUCUAGAAGCCGAUAUUAGACUCUACAAACACGAGAUUGCAGUACUACAGGAAGAUAAAAAGAUGUUGGAAAGACACACAAAGUCAAAAGAAGCAGCUUUACUUGAAGCAGAGAGAAUUCUGAGAAGUGCUUUGGAAAGAGCUUUGAUUGUAGAAGCUGUUCAAAAUCAGAACAUAGAGUUGCGAAGACAAAUCGAGAUUUGUCAAGAGGAAAAUAAGAUAUUGGAGAAAACAAAUCGUCAGAAAGUUUUAGAGGUUGAAAAGUUAAGCGAAACCAUUAAAGAACUUGAGGAAGCUGUUCUUGCAGGUGGAGCUGCUGCAAAUGUUGUUCGUGACUUCAGGCGACAGAUUUCUGAACUACAAGAGGUGAAAAGAACAUUAGAAAGGGAGUUAGCAAGAGCAAAUGUUUCAGCCAAUCGAGUUGCAACUACAGUGGCUAAUGAAUGGAAGGAUGAGAAUGAUAAGGUUAUGCCUGUAAAGCAAUGGCUUGAAGAAAGAAGGCUUCUACAGGCAGAAAUGCAACGAUUAAGGGAGAAAUUAACAAUAUCAGAGAGAACAGCCAAAAGUGAAGCACAACUUAAAGAAAAAGUGAAGCUAAGAUUAAAGACACUAGAAGAUGGAUUAAAGCAUUCAUCUUGUGGAUUACCGAGAGUUGACAAGUCAACUCACUUUUUCGGGAUUCUAUCAAGUAAUGGAGGAAGGAAGAGAUCCACUUCACAACCAAGGGCUUCUUCUACAACUUCAAGUGAAGUGAGACGUAUAAAUAGCAUCAAUAAGAAAUAUAAUAAUUCUGGAGAUAAUUUGGUAAGGAAAAGUUUAUGGGCUUCUAGGAGUAAAGUUGUUGAUAGAGAUGAAAAGGAGAACAAUGAGAUGAUUCUAGAAAAUACUAGCGGGAUGAAUCUUGAUAAGUUUAAGGAUGAUAAUAGAGGUAUUGUUGUAAAGGGAAAGGUGGCGGCAAGUGGCGGCAGUGAAGAACGACAACCACGGAGUGCCACCACUGAUGAUGAUGAUGUGGUUUCAGGGUUUUUGUAUGAUAAGCUUCAGAAAGAGGUGAUUGGUUUAAGGAAGUUUUGUGAGAUGAAGGAAGAAAGUUUGAAUGAGAAAGACGAAGAAAACAAGGUGCUAAUGAAGAAGGUUGAAAAUUUGGUCAAAGCUCUAGAAGUAGAGUCAAAGAAGUGGAAAAGAGAAGCAUCCUUAAGAGAUAAAAAUUCAACAUCAAUAAAGACAGAUGACCAGAAACCAGUUAGAAACUUAAACUCAUCAAAAAGUUUCAGGGCUGCAAAAGCAUCUUGAAGGCAUGGAACUCAUUGGGGCUUCGUAACUUAUUGUGAUUAUUAUUAUACCUUUUUAUGCGUUUUCGUGUUUAAUAACAUGUGUAAAUAUUAUUUAAACAAUUUUAAGGUGUUGUUUUUGUAAUAUGGAGUGAGUUAAUUUAUGAUGAUUGGAAAUUUGGAAUUA